AUGUCUCACUCUUCUCAAACUCCGAGAUGCCUGCGUCUAGGAGGUCGUCUCAUGAUGCUCCCCAGGGAAGAAGAGAUUGAGGAGAGUAUUCCAGCAAUGCAAGCAAUCGAACCAGGCAUAUUCAACCAUCCCGUCGUCGUGCUUUCGCGGCAAGUUCACCAAGGAAACGUGGCAGUUCUUCUUGUCAGCUCCCCGCUCCAGCUCCCUAGAUCCUGUACCCUCGCUAUCGCGCACGGAAAGACUAUGAAGAAGCAGUCCUACGUUAACAUCCAAAACAUUCACGAAGUCCCGUUCGACAUUCUCCGCGAAUGCUGGCAUGACGACGAUUUCUAUCUAGAGAGCAAGUCCUACGGGACACUCAUCAAAGUAUUGUGGAAACAAAACGUCGCCGAACUUGACGUUCGACUGAGGGGCCAUGGCAUAUUCGAGCGGAUGCACCAGUCGACUCGCGUCGAAACACCUCGCUCUACUCUUAAUCUGAGCGCCGAAGAGCGUCGCCUGAUUCGCCUCCGGUCGACUCACGUCGAAGCACCUCGAUCUACCCCUAGUCUCAGCGCCGAAGAGCCCCGUCGGAGGGCAUAUAGGAACGUUUAG
Clonostachys rhizophaga is the source of this 594-nucleotide messenger RNA. NCBI's taxonomy places the organism in Eukaryota, Fungi, Ascomycota, Sordariomycetes, Hypocreales, Bionectriaceae. The record is from the annotation of a GenBank genome assembly.